This is a messenger RNA of Colletotrichum karsti, 846 nucleotides long. RefSeq lists its product as uncharacterized. The transcript has 4 exons. NCBI's taxonomy places the organism in Eukaryota, Fungi, Ascomycota, Sordariomycetes, Glomerellales, Glomerellaceae. The record is from RefSeq and is a predicted model, not a curated record. Bases 1 to 846 code for a protein of 281 amino acids.
AUGAAGUACUCCGCCAAGUAUCUCAGCACCGGCCUGCUCAUGGUCUCCUUUGCCAUGGCUCAGGGCAACGUUCCCGAGUGCGGCAACUCCUGCAUCCAGCGUAUGGAGGGUAAGGCCCAGGAGCUUGGCUGCACCGAUGGCGACACUGCCUGCCUUUGCCGCAACCCUGACUUCUACUACGGCAUCCGCGACUGCUCUUUUGAGUCUUGCCUCAACGAGGGCGAUGCUGAGCUUGCUGCUGCUCGCGGUCGUGAGAUCUGCAGCUCUGCUGGCGUUGCCAUCACCCAGGCUCCUGUUGCCACUGCUACCCAGGCCACUGGCACCGAGACGGUCAUUGCUACCCCCAUCGUCUCCAGCAUCUUCAGUGUCAUCACCUCUGGUGGCAGCGCCUUCUCCACCCUGAUCGGCGAGACUACCAUUGCCCCCUCUGUUGGAGGAGGCAACAGCGAGACUGUGGCUCCCACUCCCGUCUCUACCUCGACCUUCACCACGGUCAUCACCAGCGGCGAGUCCACCAUCACCUCUGUUGGUGAGACCACUCUCCUCGGCGUUGGCGGUACCCCUGGUGCCACUGGCGCUCCCAACUCCUCGGUCGUCACCACUGGUGUUGUUAGCACCAUCACCAGUGGCGGCAACAUUGGUCAGACUACUCUUCUCACCGAUGCCACCGAGUCUGCCAGUGCCACUGAGGCUUCUGAGACCCCCUCUGCCACCGAGUCCCAGUCUCCCACUGAGACCACCGGCGAGGCCACCAGCGCCUCCUCCACCGGUCUUGCUCCCAAGCAGACUGCUGGCGUUGCUGCUGGCAUCUUGGCGGGCGUCGGUCUUGCUGCCAUGCUCAUCUAA